Molecule: messenger RNA, 2512 nt
Organism: Thunnus maccoyii (southern bluefin tuna)
Lineage: Eukaryota; Metazoa; Chordata; Actinopteri; Scombriformes; Scombridae
Gene: mettl21a
Product: methyltransferase 21A, HSPA lysine
Exons: 3
Coding region: 296-952 (218 amino acids)
Biological process (GO): peptidyl-lysine methylation
Cellular component (GO): cytoplasm; cytosol
Molecular function (GO): protein-lysine N-methyltransferase activity
Source: RefSeq, a predicted model, not a curated record
UUGAUGUGUGAAGUGUGGGCUGGGGACGUUUGAAUGGGCUGUUCUGCUCGCGCUACAAUGUUUACCGAAAACAAACCUACAAAGCAGUGAUGAGGCAGAAAAUUGGUUUAAUAUUUUGGUGAAAACAUAAAAGAUGGAGCGAAUUAAUAGAGGAAAUGGACACCGAGUGAGAUAAUUAACUCCGGAAGAUGGCAGCAAUGCAACAGUAAUGAUGCUGUAAAACCUCAAAGAAGAAGAAAGGACCGGAAACUACGCAAAUAUGACUAGAUAGCGUAAUUUCAAUGUGUUAAACAGCAUGGCUCUCGUUCCUUAUGUAGAGAAUGCGAUACCUGCGCUUUCCAAACUGCAAAAUUCAUCAGCACAGUUUAAUUUUGCCAACCAUGAUAUCCGUCUUGUCCAGGACUGGAAAAAGCUAGGGGUAGCAGCAGUUGUGUGGGAUGCGGCUGUUGUCAUGUGUAUGUACCUGGAGCUGGGGCAGGUGGAGUUAAAGGGGAAGGUGGCUAUUGAACUGGGAGCUGGCACUGGACUGGUCGGCAUUGUAGCAGCUCUGCUGGGUGCCAAUGUAACCAUCACUGACAGACAGCCAGCCUUGGACUUCCUCUCAGCCAACAUCAAGGCUAAUCUUCCCACAGAUGUCCAGGGAUCAGCGGUUGUGUCAGAGCUUUCCUGGGGCGAAGGCCUUGAACGGUACCCAACUGGGGGAUUUGAUCUCGUGCUGGGAGCAGAUAUUGUUUACCUGGAGGACACCUUUGUGCCACUGCUGCAGACUUUGGAGCACCUGAGUUCAGACACCACUGUGGUGCUGUUGGCCUGUAAGAUCCGCUAUGAGCGAGAUACUAACUUUUUGGGCAUGUUGAAGCAGCAGUUCAGAGUUGAAGAGGUUUACUAUGAGAAACAAAGGGACAUCCAUAUAUAUAAAGCUUGGAAACUGCCACCCAGGAGGGAUUUGUGAUGGUUGAGUGUCCUAACUUGUCAGUUUUCUUUUAAUUUCUUGUUUGUAGUAACUGAUUUUGUAUGAGAAUCAAAUAAAAUGAAUGAAAAAAAAAUCAAAGAUUACCAGAAACACAUUUAUUAACAGCUGCCAAAAAUGUAAUAUUUGAAUAGCUCUAACAUAAUGUACUGUAUUAUACAAGUUGGUGCUGACAUUUAGAAAUCGUGAAUAGAAAAUGAAUGAAAAGCAACAUAAAAAAAGCAUACUAUGUCAUGACUAUACAUAAUACCUAAAGAAUACAAUAUGGCAUUCCAUUAUCAUGAAAAUAUCCACUUUUGUUCACUGUGAAGUCGGUGUCUCCUUGAUUUGGUCGCACUUUACAAUCCUUUUGCAGGGUAUUUGAUAGGUGCAAUCUUGAAACUGUACUUGAAAUUUGAUGCUCCACACAACUAACAAACAUCCAAUCAAAUGCAUGGUCAUGCCUUGAUAAUAAGCAACAAAACAUUCAUGGACAUUUUGAUUAAUUACUAGUUAGCAGUGUUACUCUCAAGUGAAACCAUUUGACUGUCAGCGCUGCGUGAGACCUUCCUGUUAAAUCAUGUGAAAUGUAGCAGGAUUGUAUAUGCAAGGAAAGUGCACAUGCCACUUUGCAAUUAUGUAAACAGAAUUUGGAGACAGACUUUGCUGAUGCCUUGAAAGUCAGGAACAAAACUACAUAGAAGAGUUUUCCCAAGACUUUCCCAAUAACAAAAAAAAAAAUUGGGAUAUACAUGUUCAAAGACAGCGUAUCAGACCAACAUAUCAGGGAAUCCAUGAUUUCAUCUGUCUCCACAAUUUGUUUAAAAAAAGGCAGACAAAGUAUUUCUUUCGUUGCAUAACAAGUUAUAAGUAGGGCUCAUUAUUUCUGGUCUUCAUCUUUAAAAGAAUCCAGGAAAUCACCAGCAUCUGUAUUGAAUUAAAAAAAAACCGAAAAUGGAUUUUAAUAAAAAUCCACGAUACAAAAACAAAUUUUAAAAUACCACUUGUAGCACAGAUACUAGUUUAACCGCUUUUUACCUCAUUAUGUCAAUUAGUCUGGUGCAUGUAGGAACAAAACUGCAACAUCUGUUUUGUUUUUUUCUUUCACUUUCCACUCAUUUCAUUUGAGCUGUUCUUGCCACAAGAGGGCCUAAAGACUCCUGUGAACAGUGUCUUCUUGUAGCAGGAAACAACUUUUGGAUGAGUGUGGACAGAAUUUCAAUUUCAGUCCUUUUAUAAAUCUGGAGAUGUUUUGGUGAAGGUCAGUAAGAACUGGAAAACGAUGAUAAUAGUAAAUGUAUUAAAUCACAGUAAUAAACAUGGGGAACAUGCAUCAGAGACCCAGUAAACACUUGAGGAACUCUUUAACCAUAAAUGUUUUUCUUGACAUUAAUUACUGUGUCUGUAAAACUUAAAAAAAAGCUAAAAAGACACAGUAAUUUUAGAUUUUGACUCCUAUGGUGUCCAAAUCCACUGAUAUCCUUGCUCUACAAUCUCUCUUCACUGUGUAUUUUUAAAGCUGCAUUUAACAUAAAAAAAAAAAAAAAAAAAAAAAAAAUUUUA